Rhinichthys klamathensis goyatoka is the source of this 4229-nucleotide messenger RNA. RefSeq names its product zinc finger, CCHC domain containing 14 (gene zcchc14). The coding region runs from base 494 to 3439 and encodes 981 amino acids. The transcript is spliced from 13 exons. NCBI's taxonomy places the organism in Eukaryota, Metazoa, Chordata, Actinopteri, Cypriniformes, Leuciscidae. Gene Ontology annotation, molecular function: protein binding; zinc ion binding; phosphatidylinositol binding. The record is from RefSeq and is a predicted model, not a curated record.
CGUUAUUGCCCGAAGACGGUUCCUUUGCGCGUGCACAGCAAUGCCGAUAAUUUCAUCUGGACGAAUCGUUCUAACGGAUACUGUAAGAUCUGAAAGAAAUGUGGUUGUUUUAUAAUGUGUCCUGGAGACUAUUGAAUAACUGGCUGACGUGGGGAUCACGUAGGGGGGCUUGCCGAAAAAGGAGAGACACGGGCGGGCAGAGGGGCUGCGCCGCCGCGCGUCUGGGAUUACAGUAAACACAAUUUGUUUCUUUAACAACUUGAUAUGGCUUUGACGAGAUAAUGCAAUCUCUGGCAUAUAAAACACGAAGGAAACCAUGUAGCAUGUCUUGUUGUGGGGGUUCUGAGACGCUCAGACUGACCACUGCCUAUAACUUCAUGGAUGUUUACGUCAGUUAAUGAUUUGGAAGUUUGUAAAGUUCGUAAAGGCCAUCGACCACUGCUGUAUGAACUUUGUUUUUAAUAUCUGAUGCAUUUUAUAAGUGCUGUCUAAGAUGGUUGAGAACAGAUGCUUUGUUCAGAGAGAGGAGGUUUACCGCUGGUUCUCCGUGUUGAGUUCGGCGCAGAGGGCUGAGUUCUUCUGCGGCCUUUUGGACCUAUGCGUUCCCAUUGAGCUGCGCUUCCUCGGUUCGUGUUUGGAAGACCUAGCCCGAAAAGACUACCACUCUCUGAGGGAUGCAGAAAUCAAAGCCAACAACCCGGCUGACCUCGCCAACCUGGCCAACAUCACGGAUGUGGUCGUAAGGAGCAAACUGCUCAUCUCACUCGCGCUCCUCAGCUCGGACAACCGCGUAGCGGCCGGAGUUUUGUUUCGCACCCUCACUCACAUCGACACCAUCAUUAAUAACUACGGACUUCAGCUUAACGAUGGCCAGACGGGAGAGCAAUUUUUGCUCCUCUUCACCAUGGCUUCGAACCAUCCCGCCUUUAGUUUUCAUCAAAAGCAGGUGCUGAGGCAAGAGUUGACACAAAUCCAGAAGAUCCUACAGGUGACAGUUGGUGAGGCGUCGUCGACGUCACAUGGGGGCGGGGCUUGUGCUGCUGCUCUCCCAAACGUGAGCGUGACCCCGACCUUCUCUUCCUUCAUCACCUCAUCCACCCCAUCCACCUUCAACUCCUGCCAGGCCGGAUGUCCGUGCUGCAAGACUGUACAACGAGAGGUCACAGGAGGUCAGACAGAUGAAGGCUUGGGUCCUGAAAUGGUGCCGCCAAGUCCGUCGCUCUUGUGCCAGGAAAUGCCACUCAAAGUGCACGUCCGAAAACCCAGCAAAGUUUAUGUUGAAAGAAUUGAACUAAGAGGAGUUACAUCCAAAUCAGACAAACCAACAGAAUACAUCCUGGAGGCCUUGUGGUCCGACUCCACUUUGUCGACUGUCAGCAAGACCCCUCAGGAAGUGCUGGAGUUCAUCUCCCAGCUCUCUCAGCUCUUUCCUGAUGAAUGUCUGGAGAAACUUCUGCCUCAGAUGCCUGGACUUGAUUCCACUCAUGAACUAGAUCCUCGAUGCUUGACCUCUUUUCCGCCUCAUGUUCUCAAACACGACAAAGUCUGUUUCUUCUUCAGCACUUCGCCCGCACCGCAGCUCCCUACUAGCACAAAUCUGGGCUGUUUGCUUCAGUAUAGGGGAGCGAGCAGGCCAAUUUGUGGUGUCGCCAGCAUCCAGCCUGUCCUAAGCGUCCAUGCCCCCCUCCCGCAGAGCACCCCUGCCCACCUGCCCCCUCUCCCCCCUCAGACAGCGGUGGCCAUUCUCCCCGGCACUGCUGUACCUAUUGGGGAGGGCAGUCCACCACAGACGCACCUCAUAAACCCCGGACCCCUAUCCCAGCAGCCCAGCCCGGAGCAGAACGGCAUCCUGGACUGGCUUCGAAAACUGCGGUUGCAUAAAUAUUACCCUGUCUUCAAACAGCUAACCAUGGAGGAGUUCCUCGCUCUCACAGAAGAGGAUCUCGACAAGUACGACCUCACUCAGGGGGCCAAGAAAAAACUAAAGACUCAGCUGGAGCUUCAGAAAGAGAAGCUGGAGAAAAGAUAUGUGGUGUCUCACUUUCCUGUUUCCUGCGGUGGGGUUGCCAGAGUGACCCCUUCCAGUCACAUCGGACCCCUGACACACAUACACCCUGGAAGUGGCACUGAGUUACGGGUAGACGUCGAGAACAGCUCGUUGCCUAUUCCACGGGACAGCAGUUCCUCCUCGGGCUAUUCCAGUGCUCCUUCCAGUCCAAUGACUCCUUUAUCACGUGACACUUCCUUCGACCGGGUUAAAGACCUUCACAGACGUUUGGAGUCUGGUUUGGAUCCUGGCGAGAAAGAACGGUCAUGCUUUCUCCUCAAUCAUGCGGUAUCCACCGGUCCUAGCCGUCCCACUGCCCAAGUCCUCCCAGUCCAGAAUGAUCCCUCCCAAAUGAGUUUGCCCCCUCCCUCCCUACCCCUCCUCUCCCCAGGCCGGGUUCUCAACUCCCCCCGCAAACCUCGCCCACCCCCUCUCUGUUCAGAAGAACGUCCUAAACCAGUGGGGUCCGGGGUUGCUCUGGGUGUCCGACUUGAGAACAUUUUCCCUGGGCUGAGUCUUGACGGUUCCCCAGGACACCAGGACAUGUCGUCCCCCCGUGGGCCCCUCGCGGUGCUUCGUUCCCCUCCAGGUCUCAUGGUGGAGACCAGCUCUGCUCUCACCGCCACAUCUAACACCCUCCACCACGUCUCUCACCCACCCUUACACUUACAAGUGUCUUCUUCUGUUCCAAGUACAGGAUCGUACCAUUUCUCUACCCCGUCCUCCUGCCCGUCAUCAUGUUCCUCCACCAGACCCUCUUUCUCACCGGCCAGCAGCGUUCCCAUGGCGGCAGUACCUGGCAAUACCUACUGUGUAAACAGCACACCCGUGGUCACGCACAGUUCUAGCCCAGCAUCCACAGAGAAUAGCGGCUACGCCUCGGUGCAAGCAAACAGCAUUAACUCCAGUUCCUCAUUGUGCGUUUGUAGCUCUUGCGGGUGUAGCCGCAACUGUGGCUCCUACGGGGCACUUCCGGCUAGCUACGCCGGCUACUUUCCACAUCCGUUCUCAGGAACGUCAGUGUUCACGUUAGGCCCUUUGCUUCAUUUCAGCCCGCUCCUCACAGGAAAUGGUACCGCAUCCCCUUUUUCCUACCCCCUGGUGGCCCCGCCUAUCUACAACAGCAGCCUAUCACAUGACUCUCAACAGAAUCUUGUGCUUCCGCCAGUGCAGGGUUUUCUUGGAGGAGGGGGUGGUGUGUACCACCCCCAUGGAAUCAUGGGAAACGGAAGCUCUGGGCAUAAGAAAACAGGGACUGUAUCCUGCUAUAACUGUGGGCUGAGUGGGCAUCGUGCACAAGACUGCAAGCAGCCAGCAAUGGACUCUGCACAACAAGGGACAUUUCGUCUGAAAUAUUCUCCGCAGUCAGACAGCCAGGACUCAGGGGACUAAACGAUGAGUAUGAACUGGUUUGGACCUGCACCUUCCUCAGUGUGUGUAAACAUACUUAAUGUGAGACCCCCGCUGAGCUAAGACAGUAUCUCUUUACAGGAAGAUCAAGUUUGAUCACUUAUGGCUUCGGAUAAAAAAGCCUUGUGCCAAAGAAUCACUUCACAGUGGAUCUUUGUAAAGAGAUGCUCAAAGAAGUGUGUUCUUCAUACUCUUCACACUGUUUGUUUCACUUGAGACUCGCUUGAGCAAGUCACUGUGGAGCAGCCAACAGUGUAAGUCAACAUUUAUCGCACAUGUCAUUCUUGGAAGCAAAACAAAGAGGUAAAUGACAGAUUUUGCUUGCCAAAUAACGUGCAAUGAUGGCCAAGUCUUUUUGCUCUUGGUGUGACAAGUCAACCUCUGGGAAUAAAAUACUGGCAGUUUUUGUUCUGUAAAUUCAUAAGGAAAGAACAAACUGACAAUUAAAGAAGUGGAAAUGUUGUUUUCCAUCUUAAGAGGUAAUUUUUUAGCCUUUUGACUUCCGAACAUCUUCUUAAAUCAUCAUGUGCUGUGUUCCUGUUUGUUGUAAUCAUGGUAUAUUUGUUAAUGUCCCGGUUUUUGCUACUUUUGAAUUAUAUUUUUAUUACAUGUUCCAUGUUCUCUUCGCAAUAAAGGUGCCAUGUCAGCGUGACUCUAAAACAAAAGACGUUUAUACAGUCAAAGCACUCGAGACCGUUGAAGUCGAACUUUUUAAUUUACUGGCGUUAUUAAAACUGUAAUGAAAAAGAAGAAAUUGCUUCCCAGAUGUAGG